This is a messenger RNA of Cololabis saira (Pacific saury), 1106 nucleotides long. RefSeq names its product popeye domain containing 3 (gene popdc3). Gene Ontology annotation, cellular component: sarcolemma. The record is from RefSeq and is a predicted model, not a curated record. Lineage: Eukaryota; Metazoa; Chordata; Actinopteri; Beloniformes; Belonidae. The coding region runs from base 135 to 1049 and encodes 304 amino acids. The transcript has 3 exons. Gene Ontology annotation, molecular function: cAMP binding.
ACGCAAUCACUUUUUGGCACGACACGGGCUUUGCGCCGCGGAGCCUGGGACAGGCUCCUUCCAGGCUGGGAGGAACACAUUCAGCUUCUUUAAAUGUCUCUUGAAUCUCCGCAGUCGUGUGGGUUUCCGUCAACAUGGAGCCUUUAGACUUGGAUUCCCUGAACUUGACACUAGCGGGGGCGGCACCAGCGUACCCGCGGUGUGAGCGCUGGAGCGGCGGGUCCGAGGGCUCCGUGUUCCACCUGGGGAACGCGCUGCUGCUGCUGGGCUUCAUGGGCUGCGUGGGCGGCGGGGGGGGUCUGCCGGCCCCCCCGCAGGCCUUGCUGGCUCUGCUGGCACUGCUGGCCCCCGGGUUCCUGCUGCUGGCCGUGGCCGCCUGGCCCGACCCCUGCACCGCCGACCCGUUCCUCUGGAACAGCGCGCUGUUCGGGCUGUGUGCGGGGCGAGCCGUGCAUGUCGCCUACAGGCUGAGGAGCCUCUCGUUUGAUCAGGAACUGCAGGAACUUUACAACCACAUGUUCAGGAAAGCUGGAGUGUCGCUGGUGCACUUCGGGGAGAUCGUGCUGGCCGGAGAGCCGGAGGUGGGAGAGCUGCAGAAGGAGCAGCGCUUCGCUGCGGAGGGGAAGACCCCCAUAGACAAGCUGUCGGUGCUGCUCUCCGGCAGAGUUGCUGUGAGCGUUCACGGGGAGUUCCUGCACUUCAUCUACCCAUUCCAGUUCCUGGAUUCCCCUGAAUGGGACUCUCUCAGGCCGUCAGAGGACGGGCUUUUUCAGGUGACCCUGCGUGCUGAGGAAACUUGUCGAUACGUCACGUGGCGGAGGAAGAAACUUUACCUGCUUUUCGCCAAGCAUCGCUACAUAGCUCGGAUUUUUGCCCUGAUUGUACGCAGCGACAUCGCUGAAAAACUGUAUUCCCUCAACGACCAGGCCUGUAACGGAUCAGGACACCGCUAUGAUCUCCGCUUACCAAGUUACUGUCACAUGCCAGGGACAGAAUUAGAAAAGGCAACUGACCUACAAGUGCCCGCACUGGUUGAGAGGGCUGCCUGAACGCACACACACACGCACACGCACACGCACACGCAUACGCACACACACACUAACACU